UAAAGCUAGAACUAGCAGUCGUGUGGCAGCAUACCGGUGGAACGUAGGAUGCAUGCAUAUCCAUCCACCGAGCUAAUGCAAUGGCCCUGAACAACAUUGAAAGUGGAAUGGAUACGGACUCUCUUCACCACAUCUCUUACAAACCCGCAAGGGCCCAAAAAAUAGAACAAGAGAAGUUAUCCGGUGUAGUGAAGAGUGUCCACCGAAAACUUCGAAGAAAAUAUGUUGAAGUGGGUGAUUUUGAGAAGAUAUGGCGGGAGCACUGCGAGGAUGAGCAGACGCUGAGUGAAUAUGCCAUGGCCAUGAGGAACCUGGCCGAUAACUAUUGGACCAAGAACUCUGAAGGAGAGGUCCGCAUCGAAUGGUGUCGCAGUGUUUGCCAGGAAUACUUUUUUGAUGGUAGGAUGAAGAAGAUGAUGGAAAAAGAUGCGAAAAGUGCAAAGUUUGCCUUAGCAGUCCAGACUUGCCCUUCCUCCAGGUCUGCUGUCCAUUCAGGCAAGAUUCGACUAUUAGAUGUGGGAAGUUGUUUCAACCCCUUCCAGAAAUUUGAUGAAUUUCUCACAGUUGGUAUCGAUAUUGUGCCAGCUGUUGAUAGUGUGUAUAAGUGUGACUUCCUGAACCUGCAGCUGCAGCCUCCUCUGCAGUGGUCGUGCGGUGCGGUGGAGGAGGCCUUUCUGCAGCAGCUACAGGGACCCAUCGAUACCCUGCCUGGCCAGCUCUUCCAGGUGGUGGUGUUCUCCCUGCUCCUGUCCUACUUCCCCUCUCCGUACCAGCGCUGGAUCUGCUGCAAGAAGGCCCACGAGCUGCUCGACCUCCACGGCCUGCUGCUCAUCAUCACGCCCGACUCCUCCCACCAGAACCGCCACGCCGCCAUGAUGCGCAGCUGGCGCGUCGCCGUGGAGUCGCUGGGCUUCCGGCGCUACAAGUACGCCAAGUCCUCCCACAUGCACCUGCUGGCCUUCCGGAAGGUGUCGGCCGCCACCAGCAGCGACCUGGUGAGCUGCAACUACCCCGAGAUGCUCUACAUCCCGCAGGACUUUCAGAGCCUGGAGCAGGAGGAGGACGAGGGUGAGGGGGAGGACACGCAUGUGAGGUCUGAUCUCGAGGACGACCAGAUAGCGCUGGGCUUCACAGAACUGCCCGACAUGGCGUACGAUUCGGACUCUGGGGACAGUCAGUGCAGCAACAGCAGCAGCGGUAGCAGCACACCUCUUCAUGAGCUAGAGGACCCUGUGUUGCUCCAGAACUGAAAACUCACUUUUCUCUUCUACUCUCUUUUCUCCUCAUCUCUGAGCUGUCUUGCUCCAGAAUUAAGAACAGAUAGGCAGGCGCACGUGUGCACACACGCAAGCACACACACUUCUCAUCUCUGAGAUUUUUUGCUCCAGAAUUAGACAGAUAGACAUACAGACAUGCACACACCUCUCCUCCUCCUCUUCCCCUUCUUCCUCCUCCCCUCCUCCUCAUCCCAUUUCUGCUCCACGCCUCUCCCUUUAGCCAGUACAAUGAGACAGACCUGCUACCAAAUGAGCUCUUUGAAUUCAUACGCGCACAAUCCCUUGUUUUGUACAAGAACAAAUGCUUGCCUGUUUUUACCAUUCCCUCAUACUUAUUUUUUUACAGACGAUCUGGAACUGCCCUAUUGAGAAACUUUUAGUGGAGGGAUGGGCGAACGUUGUUGGAAUUUGAAAUGUGCGUCCUAUUUUAUACAGUUGAUAACAUUUGUUCAUGACCUUGAACAAUAUUUAUUGGUAGGAGUGGUGAACAAACUCUGUUUUUUUUUUUUUGGGGGGGGGGACUUGAUUUAGACAGGACAGUGAAGAGUGGGACAGGAAACGCCUGGGAGAGAGAGACGGGGGAGGAGCAGGAAAUUACCCGGGUCGGGAAUCGAACCCGGGUCAGCCAGCCGCAUGGUAGACAAGUUUCCUACCGGUUGGCCACGGCAGGGCCCAUGCCUCUGUCGCCCGCAUAGCAGUCCAGUGCCCAGCCGACCAAGCCAUUCUUGAUGUUCAGAAUGGGUGCCCCACUCCUCCCUUCACCGUGUUCUUAUUAGCCUGUUGGCUGAUAACAAGACAAAACCCCUCCCAUAACUCAAGUUCCAGACCCCGUGUAGAAAUGAAUUGAGUACAAAGGGAUGGUAAAACCAAUCUAAACUAAAUGCACUUUGCACACAGGGCAGAGAAUGUGUUUACAUUACAUUACUGUUGUAAGUAUUUCAUAUCUCCCGCUUUUCUAAAGGCACAGACCAGGCGUUGGAAGAGUAGGCCCAUCAUACUGUAUCUCCUGCAGGAAGAACAUUACUCAUCUGCCUAAUGACUAGCUGUUCCUAUAGUGGCCUGCAAGUCCUUGCAGUGAUUUAAACAGUGCCAUGAUAGAUUUUUUUGUUUUUUAAUUAUUUGUUUUUAAUCAUUUUUAAUGGCUUUGUGCCUUUAUUUUUGAGAGGACAAUGGAGGAGAGACAGGAAAUCAAGGGGGAGAUAGAGACGGGGAAGGAUCGGCAAAUGACCCUGGCCAGAAUCGAACCCUGGUCGCUGGCGUAGUAACCCAGUGCCCUAAGUUUGGCCACAGCAGGGCCUUGCAUGUAGAACAAAUGUGUAAAUGAAGGCGAUGUGCAUCAUGGACCUUGCUACAUAAAGGGAUAAUAUAUUG
Molecule: messenger RNA, 2648 nt
Organism: Engraulis encrasicolus (European anchovy)
Lineage: Eukaryota; Metazoa; Chordata; Actinopteri; Clupeiformes; Engraulidae
Gene: samtor
Product: base methyltransferase of 25S rRNA 2 homolog
Exons: 6
Coding region: 81-1250 (389 amino acids)
Biological process (GO): negative regulation of TORC1 signaling
Source: RefSeq, a predicted model, not a curated record